Messenger RNA from Glycine soja, 3027 nucleotides. RefSeq names its product mediator of RNA polymerase II transcription subunit 17-like. The record is from RefSeq and is a predicted model, not a curated record. Gene Ontology annotation, cellular component: core mediator complex; mediator complex. Gene Ontology annotation, biological process: regulation of transcription by RNA polymerase II. Bases 643 to 1530 code for a protein of 295 amino acids. Gene Ontology annotation, molecular function: transcription coregulator activity. NCBI's taxonomy places the organism in Eukaryota, Viridiplantae, Streptophyta, Magnoliopsida, Fabales, Fabaceae. The transcript has 6 exons.
GUUAUCUUAACAAUAACUAUGUCCUACUUAUAAGAUUUACAUCACGUUUUUGAAAUAAAAAUUGUUUUUGAUGAAUGAUUAUGCAUGGCAUGAUAAAUGUCUUUUAGGCUCCAUUGUUUUACACCCAGAUUGUCUUGUUACUGAUCUAUUUUUUGCAUUGAUGUGUGAUGUGCUUGACAUCAGUCUUACCAAAAUUUCUAUUGAUGCCCAAAUCAGUUUUGCUUAAUUUCUCUUGCUAAUGCUAUCUGCAUGUAGCUUUUAGCUCCUUCAAUUUUCCCUUAGGUGGUUGAGGCUUUAGCUAACUAAUAAUGAAAAUUCAGAAUGCCAAAGGAGAGAGGAAAUGGGUCUUUGUUACAUGAUAGUUGUGUUGGAAUUUAAAUGCUUAGACAUAAGACAUGCACACACUAUUAUGAUCAUCUUGUGGUUUACUUUGUUUUUGGUUAAACUAACUCUGUACUACAUCAACAAGGAGACAAUUGUCUUCUUGGCUAAAGACUGCUCUGUAUCACGGAAGAGAAAUUCAUAAUUCAUGUUGAGUUGGGCUUCUACUUUUAGGAACUCUUGAUUCUUAAGCUCACUUUCACGCCACAGCACGGACGGUGGAAUUUUCUGGGAAAACUUUCCUAGAAAAUAGACGAUGGCAUGCAAUUGCAAAUCUCCCUUGACAAGCUACCAAUCAAGCGCUUGGAUUCCAUUGAAGAAAAUGGAGUUGAACGAUUCCCGCCAGAUCUGGAUUACGAUGCGAAGAGGCUAUCCUUAAUUAGGCAAAUUGACUUCGCUUGGGCUGUUGAGAAGGAUGAGGAGAAGAAGAAGCAGAAGAGCUCAAGAGAGACCUCAACGACAUGGCAAUGGCAGGACUUGGUAGAAAAUUUGCAGUUGGCUCAUCAGGAGCUCUCUGUCAUUAUAGAUCUCAUUAACAUUGUUGAAGCAAAUGAUGCGGUAACAGUGGCUAGCAUGACAAGACCAAAACUAUUACCAAAUGAAGCUUUAUCUGACCGGGCUGUAUCUGCAGCCAUCAAGCUGCAAUGUUACCGCCAUGUUGGGAAAUAUUUCAAGCAAUCUGCCAAGGCUUUUGAACAACAGGUUGCUCGGGAAGCUAGGUUUUAUGGUGCCCUUAUCAGGUUGCAGCAAAAUUGGAAGGUUAAACGGCAACGUCAGGCAGCUAUUGUUCCAGGGAAUGAAGGCUUCACCUUUGAUCUCUUUGAUAACUCAUACGACCAAGCAGCUAUUAUUCGCUCAUUGUCUAUGUCCACUGUUCGAGUCAAUCACGAUGCAGCUGGAAUGCUGGCAAUAAAUGUGUCUCCUGAUUUAUGCCAUUCUCUCCAAUUGGGUUUUGUUGGUGUACAAACAGAUGAUACACGGAGGAAAUCCAAUGAAAACAAAUCCCAAUUUUCAGGUGAGCAUAAUUUGGGAGAAACAGGUGAAGAGUCCUUAAGUGAUGAAGAGUGUGUUAAGAAAGCACAUUCACUCCUUCGUGAAGUACAUGAAGCUAUUUUCAAUGAACAGGUGUUUGAUCUGGUGAAUCAAUAAACAUUUAAUCAGUUGCAGGUGCCAGUGUGAUUGGAAUACGGGAAAACUAUUUACAAUUAAGCUUAGGUCAAGGAACCUCUGUGUACUUAAUACUAGUGUCCAAUAGUCAAGAUCAUUCUACAGUUGAAGGUGAACUCACCGAUAACGUAGAAAAUGCAAUUUUACCUCUAAGAAAGGGCAGUUUUCUAAUUCCAUCUGUAUGGGGGAGGGAUGUUGUACGCAGCCUUACCCUUGCAUAUACAAAGAGGCUGUUUCCGGAUUCGAACCCAUGACCAACAGGUCACCAAGGCACAACUUUACCGCUGCACCAGGGCUCGCCCUCCUUUCUAAUUCCAUCUGCUAUGAGAUUGAUAUUCAACAGAUUUUUCUUGAACAUAUAUUUGGAAAAGGUGGCGAAAAACCAAUUUCCGUUGGAAAUCGUUUGUCUGGCGUACAGGAAAAGGAUGGGUCCAGUCUUCUUGGUCAUUUUUUAAAAUCUUUGGCUCACAGGAUAUUUUCAACAAAAGUUCUUGCAGAGCUGGAAAACGUGGUAUGACUCUUUCCGAAGUUGGUUGUAAAAUGGACAUUUUGUUAAGUUUUUUAUACCUGCAGGUAUGCAAGGUCCCAUAUCUACAGCUAAUUUCUAAUCCCACAUGGCAUUCUCGGGCUUCGUCAUGGACAAUCUACAUGGAGGUUCCUCAAUCUAUUCUUCGUGGUAGCCAAACCAAAACAUCUGAUUAUUAUGAGCUGGUGGUAAAUGAUGAUUGCAUCAACGUUAAAGCUGAAGGUUCUCCAAAUGUCGCAGGCCUGUUCAAAUGAAAGUUUGAGGAAACCCAUUCAAUAAACAAAUAUAACUGCAACUUAGCUGAUCUUCCUGUGAUUAUUAUGCAGCAGAUAAAGUGAGAAAAAAAUUGAUGUCAUUGCAGUGACUUUCGUAUUCCUAAGUGGAGAAUUUUCAUAUAUGUGAGUCUUACGUGUAAUUAUACAGCAAGCUUAUUACUGCAAUUGAAAUCAUGCAGGUUGCGAGCCAAAUUAUUAAUCGGCUCUAUCAGGUAGCUAUGGUGGUUGGGAUAAAAGCAAAUCGAGACUUCUUAUGCCUAUCUUUUGAGCUGGAGCAGGGUGAAACACUUGGCCUGGUUGCAAGUGUUGUUGAUCCAGAAAAUAGUGAAGGGUGUAUAUCUUGGUGGUUGGUCAUGGAGGACAGUUUUGCAGAGGAGCAAAAGCUUCAUAUGAGCAUCACGGAUGGUGCAUCUGAAUAUAGGAAAUUCCUAGGUCACUUGUCUCUUGAUUUGUUAUACACAACACUGAUCGACUUGGUUGGCUUGUGCAGUGGUGGAGGUGGCCAAUGAAGUUGUGUGAAUGUUUUUCUUGCACUUUGUCAAGUGAAAGAAGAUCUAGGACUAGGAGGUCUCUUGUGCAACAAUUGUAUAUAAUUUAUGUACACUACCUCUCAACUGAUUUAUGAGAGAAAUAAGGGGGUGUUUUUUAAUAUUAGAUGAGAUGAGAUGAAGAGAAAAA